This is a messenger RNA of Alexandromys fortis (reed vole), 2754 nucleotides long. RefSeq names its product PWWP domain-containing DNA repair factor 3B-like. Bases 589 to 2664 code for a protein of 691 amino acids. NCBI's taxonomy places the organism in Eukaryota, Metazoa, Chordata, Mammalia, Rodentia, Cricetidae. The transcript has a single exon. The record is from RefSeq and is a predicted model, not a curated record.
UCAUACUGGUGCAGAAGGCAAGGUGCACUAGGUGUCCACAAGAUUUCUGGGACCGGGCACGGUGGGAUUAGCUCCCUAGGAAAGAAAGCAAUGAGGCUCCGCCCUGGGACAGAAUCCCAGGGAGCCCCCAAGGUAUUGGAUGGGCAGGACAACACAAAAGCCACGUAAAGACACUCGUCUUUCCCGGAGGAAGUUCACCACCCCAGCCUCAGAGUGGGCAAGCAUGUGUUACACAUCUGCUCUGGAUCCUUCCAUAUCUUCUCCCGCUCGCACCCUCAUCCAUGUAGAACGACAGACUUUGGGCACUCCCUUGCUUUGUCUCUCCUCACUUCACUGAGCUGUUGCUUCAGUAUCCACUUAAAGGCUAAUUCCGUCCUAACGCAGCUCUGUUUCCCUCUCCCACACUUACAGGACAUGCCCACACCACCCUGAGAGAGGCCAUCAGAUUAAGCUUCUCUACCAGAUUCUGGAGGGAGGACAUCACCACAGGCUGGGGAGCAGGCCAGAGACGACCAGCAGGGAAGAGUUCCCACCACAACCCAGGGAGUCACCCUGUCCUGAUCAGAACAGCCCCAGAGUUCCAUCGCCAUGGACUCUGCAGAGUAUGUGCUCUGUGGCUGGAAGGGCCAGCUGUGGCCUGCAAGGGUGUUGACCAGACCCAGGACCUCGGCCCAUAGUAAGAAGAGAGGGGCCUCUUUCCUGGAGGUCCAAAUUCUCUCUGUUGGUGAGAAGACCAGAGUGAGGAGCACCGAGGCGAGGCCCCUAACCAAGUCUGAAAUCGUAACCAUCGCCUCCUUGGCCGGAGAGGAGUCAUGGGGCAAUGGCUCGCCAGGGCAGACCAGGGCAUAUAGAAGAGCCCUCAAGGUGGCACUGGAUGUGCUGGGCGAGGGAACCCGCUUGUAUCAAGGAGAAAGGGAAGGUGGCCGAAGAACCAGCACAGCAGCUCCCACGGUUCCGAAACAGGAGACCAGCUCCAGCCCACACCAGUGUCAGCACUCCCAAGGGGGCAACCAGAAAGGCCAAGGGCUCUCCCACAGGAGUCCUGGGAAGCGAGGCCGCCCAGGACUUGUGUUGAUGGGCUCAUGGAAUGAGCCUGCAGUGCAAGGGGGGAAAGCCCAGGCGCACACUGCUGUAGAGCCCCCUUACUUUGAAAUGCAAGGGAAUAUGUUAAGGGGCACCAGAGUAUGGCCAAGUUCCUGCAAGACGCCAACAGGAAAUGCUGGUGAUAAUCCUGGCAAGAGAAAGUUGAGUACACCCAAGCUCAGGGCUUUGAGCACCCGGGCCUCUAGGGAUGGUGCCCGGGCUAACAAUGAGCAUCGGCCUGCCUCUGGGCCCCCGAGACACGCCUCUUCCUUGCCCAAAGCUCUCAGGCAGCAAGUACAGUGUGGCGGCCUAGAGAUCCCAGCCAUUGGAGCCCAAAGGAAGAAGACCACCCUCCCAGAGAACAAGGAGGACCCCGGCCCGCAGACCCGGAGGCCAGACUCAGAGGGGGCAUCGGCAGCCUGCGUGCUUCCAGUCCCGAGACUGCGAAGAUCAGCCCGCAUUGCUGUCAGGAAAAGGAAGAUCCAUGUGCUGUGUGCACAAUGUGGGCUCUCAGGACUGGAAACUCGAGUGCACUCCAAGGUGCGUAAUGCCAGGGUCAAGAGGAGAGCCGCUGGAGUUCAGGAAGACUGCCAAGCCACCAGUGUGGCCUCUGCCCAGGAGACGAAUACCAUCCAACGAGGAAUGCUGGUCUGGUUCAAAUUCCAGGACCACCCUUUCUGGCCGGCGGUGGUCAAGAAUGUCAGCAAGAACGACAAGACGGCCAGAGUGCUGCUGAUCGAGGGCAACAUGCAGUUUGAGCGCAGGGGUGUCCGCGUCCCUCUCCGCAAGCUGAAGCUCCUGGGCUGUGGGGAGAAAUUAUCACUCCUGCAGAGAGCCAGCAAAGUGUACAGCCAGGGCAUCAACUGGUGCCUCUCGGUGAUCGACCGCUACAGAGAGGACCUCGCCUGUGGCUCCUUCCGGGGCUCCUUUAUGGACUACUACACCGCCCGAGCCAGUUACCCGCUGAGGAGAGCCAUUCAAGAGGGCGACCUGCGCAUUGAUUUCCCCAAGGUGAGCUAUGCCGACUUGGAAGACUGGGAGGAGGAGACCGCCCCCGGUGGGAAGAGGCCCCGCAAGAAACUCCUGCCUGACCGCAUGAGAGCCGCUUGGGACAGAGCCAACCAGAAGCUCGUAGACUUCAUCGUGAAGAAAAAGGGGGCUGACCAGCACCUGCUGGACAUCGUGAAGGGUAAGAAACCAUCCAGGUGGCUGGACGACCUCUGGAAAUCAAAGAGGGAAGUCUUCUGCAUUGAGACCUACCUAGAGGAUGAGGACCAGUUGCAUCUCGUGGCCACACAUUUGCAAGAAAUAUCCAAGGAAGCAUACCAGGCCCUGCUCUCGCUGGCAAGAGGAGACCAAGUCCGGCUCACCACGGAUGUUCUUCUUCCAGAGGCAAUCAUCUUCUCCAUCGCUGCCCUGGAUGAGCUCAGCUACAAAGAGGCAGAAGAGAAGUACCUGCGAGGCCCACCUCUGCACUAUCGUGAAAAAGAGCUCUAUGAGAAGACCAUCCUAAAGGCGGCCCGGAAGAGGUCAGCAGCCAGGAUUGGGGCUGGCAGGGACCCUCCUGCGCCCACUCCUUAGAAGGGAGCUUCCCCCUUUCAGCCUUCACCCCCUGCAGCUCCACCUCCAAAAGAGAACCAUCUGGGAGACUGUGGGGCUUGCUAUGACCGC